Messenger RNA from Cicer arietinum (chickpea), 1443 nucleotides. RefSeq lists its product as uncharacterized. Lineage: Eukaryota; Viridiplantae; Streptophyta; Magnoliopsida; Fabales; Fabaceae. Gene Ontology annotation, molecular function: nucleic acid binding. Gene Ontology annotation, biological process: DNA integration. The record is from RefSeq and is a predicted model, not a curated record.
AUGCCUCUGUCUACCUUUCUUCCACCUCUAUACACUCGUCCUACACCAAACUACGCUCAAGUGCCUCCCCAUCUUCGCACCAGAAUCACUCCUCCACGCCGCUCCAUGCGCGUCCAGUCUGGUAUUGGUACAUCGAAGUCCAUGAACCCUAAACCUUUUUACUUCAUCAUUUCAGACUCUGAGAGUGAUGACUCUUCUGAAUCGUGUCCCCCAGUAGAAAAAUCACCAACACAAACUGAACCACAAAGAAACACGAUGCCUACAUUACCAACACCUUCACCACAAAAUCCACCAAGGACUACUAACCCUUCGACACCCUCAAAAUCGGCUUUCUCUUCUGAACCUUCACACGCGACUCCUCCCCAUCAAAAACGGAGAUCGUUAAAUGACAUCGUUUCUCCUUCUCCAAACCAAAAAGAACCACUCUCUCAACCAAAACCACCAACUAAACCCAUGAGAACCAAAAACACAAUCACUAUUGCUCAGUUUCUUGCUAGAAAAAAUCUCCCAAAUCCUCAAAGAAAGAAAACGCUUGCCCCAAAACAAAACCUAAAAACCAGUCAGAAACCAACUUCUCCAGAACAAGAACGUUCUCCAACUGCUCCUCCACAAGAACGUUCACCACCACAAGAACAUUCUCCAACUGCCCCUCCACCAAAAUCUUCUCCACAAAAGAAUUCCAAACGAUCUUCCCCUAUAUCCACAUCCUCUGAUUCUGAACCAUCUCCCCCAACUAAGAAACCAAAACAGAAUGCUCCUCCUCUAAUCUCCCUUGCAAAAUCAAAACUCUUCAAUGAAAAAUGGGCUCAACGCCCAGUUGGGAUAGGAAGAAUCUUUGUUUUUGAUAAUCUGGUUGUGGAUGACAAUGCUGUUCAGCACCAUACGGAUGCUCUUGGAUGGACCUCUUUCUUAAAGAUCUCUGAAUCCUUUUUCCCAGAAGUCGUUUGUGCUUUCUACUGCAAUGCCAAAACCUUUUCUGACAAAUCUCUUUUUAUCUCAAAAAUAAAGGGAGUAGAAAUUAGAUUGACUCCAGACAUUUUGGCCAACAUUCUUCAGCUUCCAACAGAAGGGCCGUCUGUCUAUGGUGACAACUGGUAUUCAACUCUGGGUCUUAGAAAGACAGAUGUUCAGGCUGAGCUAUUUGAAGAAAACUCCACACGUUAUUUAGCCACUUACUUAAAGCCUCUUCCUAAAGUCUUCAACAAUAUGUGUCAACAUACUCUACUUCCACACUGUGGAAGUCAUGAGUACGUUUCUGAUAAUGACGCCUUGCUCAUCUAUCAUCUGUUAAACUGCAAGAGAUUGAACUUACCUCAUGUUAUUCUCCAGCACAUGAUCUGUGCAGCCCAGAAAGAUUACAAAAAGAAUACUGUGCCUUAUGGCAUGAUCCUGACUAAAAUCUUCAGGCAUUUUGGAGUAUCUCUUGCAUUGAAAAAUCUUUGA